AUGUUAAUUGAUGACCUAAAGAAGAUGUUGAUUGUAGAACCUGAACAGUGUCUUGGAGGAUGGAGUCUUGUCAAUGCUGACCCUGUUACGGGAGAUCAUGACCGACAAGAAAUGGAUACAAUUUUGUUGCUUAGUCAAAGGGCUUUCUAUGUUGGAUGGUAUGAUGAAGAAAAAGAACAGGUGACGCAAUAUCAGCAAGUAUUUUUGGAGGAUAUUGAAAAAAUUGAAAUUGGUCUGGAACCUUCGAUAUUCAAGUCGAAAUAUACAUGCAUGCGAAUUCAUUACCACCAUUUUGCAGAAGAAGGGUUUUUUCACACAUUCCGUGCCCCGAGCACCCGCCUUUUUAACAAUGUCAUUGUGCUGGUCAAAAAUGAGGAAGAAGCUAAAGAGUCCCUGAAAGCAGUUUGUCACUGUUUCAUGGCUGCCCAGAGUAUAGUGCCCUUGGAUUUUGAAAUUAUUGAGAAACCAAAGCUUGAUCGAACCAAAACAAAACCUCAUCCAUCUGUGAUUAAUAUCAGCAAACAACUACAGGAAACUUCUCUUGCUGCAAUCACCCUCCCACGGAACAUCUCAGAGUUAGAUCUGAACGAAGAAAAUACCAAUGGACCUCAGAAAACUGAAACAUCCGUCACUUCUGAAAGGCAAACUAUAUCUAGUCUAUUUGACAUUCACAGAAACCCAUUCAGUUCAAAGAAUGAUGCUAAUAAAGCAGAUCUUCUGAACAAGAUAAGUCUUCCUUUAAAAGGGACAACUUUGCAAUUGCCAAAACUUAGCUUACAGAAUCUCAAUCCCAUGAAAAACGUUAAUCUAGGUGGUCUGCGAUUGCCAACUGUGUUUUAUUCUCCACUUGGAAACAAAGAGAGUGACAGUGAUGGUGAGAGCAGCGUUUGUAUUCAGACAGUUCCUGCUUUGAAUACAGAUGGGAAACAUUUGGAUGCAGUGCCUCCCCAGUUGUCAACAACAAUGGCUGCUGCAUCAACAGCCACCACAUCAUCAACAGAAGCCGAAACAACUGCCAGUGCAACACUUCUUGAUAUGACACAGGAUCAGAACAGUGAUGUAAUGUUUCGGAGCUGUGGUAUUCUAGCUACCAAUCCGAAACAACUACUUGUAUCCUCACUCAGCCUCUCAUCGGAUGUCGAUCCUGAUGAGUUUGGACCCGAUGUAGCCAACAUACUCGAGGAAGGUGAGUUAUCGAACGAGGCAUCUAACAUGCCAAAUGCCGAUGUGGACAAGCUGAGAAGACAGUUCUCUCGGACCGAGUUACUUGAGCAAAAGCAUGGGACCAGUGCCGACCACAAAAGUGAUGAAGGCAGAAACGAGGAUGAGGAAUUUAGCAUCAGUACCUCUGUGGAUACUGGUGAAGUAGAAGAGGAGUGUGAAAAUCCAGAAGGUCCACGUAGACCUCGCAAACCUUUACCCCUGAAACCAUCUUUUAGUGAUGGAGCUAUCAGUUCACAUCCUGAGAUAAAUCGACCAAAACCUUUGCUGAUGUUAGAAAACAACCCGCUGACCAAACUGGGAAUGAAGAUACAGUCAGGGAUGCGAGCAAUUCCAAGUCCAGUUCGAGCCUCCAAUAAGGAGACUGUGGAACUCCUCAAAGAACAAGUAAUGGAUAAGUUACAAGGAAGAGAAUGCCAAACACGAAUCAUUUUCAUCUAA
This is a messenger RNA of Acanthosepion pharaonis, 1662 nucleotides long. The record is from the annotation of a GenBank genome assembly. NCBI's taxonomy places the organism in Eukaryota, Metazoa, Mollusca, Cephalopoda, Sepiida, Sepiidae.